CCUGUAAUUUUCUUAUGCGGCUUAAGUUAGUAAGUUAGUUUGUUGCAAUAUUUCUGACAGCACCUGAAGGCAACAUUGUUGACGAAGCACACGUGCACGGAGAAGCUUUUCGUUGCCAAUGGUAACCAGAGUCACAAUAAUGAACUGUGGCACAUAAAUGGUCACCUUAGCUACAUAAAACACCUUUAUUUUACCGCUAGUAAUGGACCUGAAUCAUUCGUCGUGUUGUAGUUCGAUUCUAGAGAAGGUGAAACAACAUAUACCGACCAUUGACUUCGACUCGUCAUCAUCUGAGAAUGAAGAGAUUGUCACCAUAUUUCAAAGACCUGGUCUUUCCCAGAAGGUCCCUGAAGACUUUGACAUGUUUUCAAUGGAUGAUGAUGAACUAGAGGAGCUGUUGAAACCUGUAGCUCAGACAUGCUGGUCAGAAGAGACUAUGAAGUUGGAUGAUGAUGAAAUUGUGGAAGGCACUACUGCAACUCGUUGGGGUACAAAACACUCCAAAGAAGCUGAAGACACAGCUUCUUGUGAGAGAGUUAUUGUGGAGUUGAACAGAGCCAAGAUGGAUGUCUCCGUAAAACCAACAGAAUCUGAUAUGGGUCUUACUGUUCUCUCAUUUGCGAGUCUUGACCUGUGGGAUUUGGAUGAUGUCCUCCAAAAUCUGAAAGAUGAUGGGCUGCCUUUGCAAUGCGUGUCAGUUGAACCUUCAAAAACACGUGCAGAUGGUGACAAGGAAAGAUCCCAGGGAAAUAUAAUGGAGAGACUUGUUACUUUCUGUCAGAGCCAGUCGUCUCAGUAUCUGCCAGAGACUGUGGAAACUCCAAACCACAUCAGGCAGAAUAAUGUGUGCAACAAAUCAUUCGAGAGGAUGGAAGCAGAGCUGCAGUUGAGCCACCAGGAAUGUCCCACUGUUUAUAUUGACCUGCGUUGUCCUGAUCCUUCAAUAAAACCACUGAAAACAUCCCCAAAUCAAACAUCAGAGUCAAAGUCACUAGCCAAACUCAACACUCACCAGGAAACACCACCUGAGAAGAAUUCCAACCUCAAAGUGCCUGCUGACUCACAAAUGGGGGACAGGGAAGUGACUGGCAAGAGUAUGUUGCUUCAGAAAAUCAGGGAGAUGAAAAGAAAGGGGAAUAAAUAUCCCAAUAAAUAUACAGAUCCUCCCUAUUCAGUGUCAGGAAAUAAAGCAGAAGAAGUGAAAGAGAAGUUAAACCAGCUUGUAGAGUCUACUUGUAGCCAUGAGUCACACCAUCUGUGGGAAGAUAAACAAUCUUCACUUGUACAGUUUGAACACAGAAACCUUAAAAUGGAAAGUCCAUCAACAACUCAGCAAAGUACAAUCAAAGAAUCAAAGCAUCUGAGUGACCAACAACAAGUUAAGCAGACAAUGAACAACCACCAACAUGAACAACACCAGCAGAUUUUUAAACAACUACAAAUACAUCGUCCACACAAAUCUGUCAACCAGAAGCAGCCAGCAGCUGAAAGGACUGGUGUUCUUUAUGAUUUUGAAGCAUCUCAUCUAAAGUCAAUCAGUACGCUGCCAGCAAAUAUUGAAAGUAAGGGGUGUAUGCUACUGACCGUCAACCUCUCCAGUCCUGGCAUGGUUGAAGCAAGAGCUCAUGGGAGAAAAAAACAUCUGGAUCCAGCUGCAACCAAAUCAGACACCUACAACACAUUAGUGGCUUGGUUUCUGUCUUUGGUUGGCCCAGACUCAGGCCAUAAUGAAGACGAGGUCUGUGCACAGGUCCCAUUCUGGGUUGCAGGACUUCAGCAGCUGUGGACAGAGGGUGGACUUGCUUUGCAUGUUUUAGCUGUGGCUCGUCAGUCUUAUACACCAAGGAAAAGGGACGUGGACAUCCAUGCACCUUUCUAUAACCAUGUCUGCAGGUUCCUCUCUGAGACCUCACUGACUCGUAUUGCCCACUGGCUACCUCAGCUCAGAAGCUUGCUGGACCAACACGCGUAUGCCUCGCCCAUCCAUCUGCCCUACUCCUGUUUAAAUGUUUUCAUCUCCACCACCUCCAACAAAAAGAUUAUAGAUAGGACAUUUUGUCUCAGUCCAGGGUUUUACUGGCAGACUGUGGAAACUCAGGAGCGUGUUUGUAAGGGGAGAGAGACCACACGAGAGCUGCACACGGAGGUGUCAGUUACUCUGGGAUGCCAGGCUCUCCUCCUACAUCCCCUCAAAACACACUACACCCUCCAGCUUAUUCUCGACUCAGGACUCGAUGUGUGUGGUCUGCGGCUCCUUUAUCCACCACAGGGAUUCCUGAGUGACAGUGCUGGUGCUGUACCAGUUAUGCAGAGAACUGAUGAGACCUGCCAGCCUGUUCUUGCCCUUGCUGUUCGGGGCCUUCAAGCCCACGCAGUGUUGAAAGAUUUAAUUAGUUCCUUAGAUCCUCUGCUGCCCGGAAAGACAGAUCCAACUUCUCUUAACCCCCUCCACUGCAGAGGUCAAGAACCCCCCCUCUUCCACUCCCCUCGACUGGCAAGUCAAGUCCACUGGGAGCUGUGCUUGUGGUUUUCAGGAAGACUUCCAGGAGAAAAUUCACAGAAUGACAACCGAGAUACACCUUCAGACGACAAAGUCGGAGACCGCCUGCUCAAUUUGAGCAGGUUACCUUCCUUUUUGUGUGCUACAACAAAAGCUGACUUACUCCUCGUGGUGUCGCCUGCUGUGCCUCCAUGUUGCUACAGCCACGUGUUGGCUGUUUGUGAACACAGAGGCUUCAGUCUGCGGGGGCUGCGGAGGCUUCAGCUUCAGAGCAAUAAAGCUGCAGUCAUUGGACUCUCCAACCAGCAGACCCUUGUGUUCUGUAGUCCACAUUCUGUGACCCAGGAUCAGGGUCCGCUGGAGCUACCCUCUCACUGUCUGUUGUUGUUACUGAGGAGAGAGAAUGCAGAGCACCACAGUGUUAGUCUGCCAGCAGCCCUAAUGAGAGAAUUUAAGGCACAAAAGCUUCUGGGUCACAUCCACUCCAGACAUGAUGGUGUUAACACUGUAGAGCCAAGCUUCUGCUUCCACACUGUGCCUUACAGCAAGAACCUGUUCCGUAUCUUUGUUAAGUGCAUGUGGGCAGUGCCAGAUCCUUCCAGGGUGAUCCUGUCACAUAAGAAGUGUGCAUUCAACUCUGACAUGGAACAGGUGGCAAUUUUGACCUUGUGUGGGAAGCACAUGAGCCAAGGCCUGAACCUCCUACACAGAGUGCUGACAGAAGGGCCACACGAUAUUCAAGGUGAUGUCCGACAUGCAGGAUUCAAGCUGCUUGGCCUGAAGUGGCUGCCUGCAUUGACUCGACUUCAGGCUCAGGAACUGAGUCCAUAUGAAGUGGGAGAGCCGCUCUGUAAAGACAGCCUGGAGAAUCUGACGUCCUCUCCUGCCCUAGUGUGUGCUCUGAGACGAGUGGAUGUUUUUUCUUCACUGAGGAAGCUUCUACCACGCGAUUACCCCGGUAACCUCAGUGUCCUGAUGUCACCCACACCUGAAGUGGCUUUCAGACAAGCCUCGCUCUUUUUCUUUGAGCAUGAGAUGAUUCCUGACCACAGCGUACUCCCAGUUCUGAAGUUUUCUCCCCAAAACUGCGAUAUAAAAGGUCCACAGAUGCUGCUCACUGUGUGCCUGUUCAAGCCAGGAAUCUGGAAUCACUCUCUGGCUAAAAUCGGCCAAAAACUCCAGCUGAGUGGCCUCACAUUGGUGGGCCUGCAUGUAGUGAGCCUGGACAAAAGCAGUGCUACCUCACUACUACCUGCACAAAGUGACCCUUCAGACUUGGAGGCCCACAUGGAGUAUUUGUGCUCUGGCUCCUCACUAGCUCUCUGCCUCCAGGGGCAGAAUGCUGUGAGGAGGCUGCUGGAUGUGCUGAGCCAAGAUGACUCAUCCCUGUGGACCUAUUAUGCAUCAGGAUCAUAUCAGAAGGCAAUUCAGGAUGUGAAGAGGCUUUUUCCAGAGGGGCUCUGCUGUACUGAGACCAGCACAAUGAGACAGGAGCAGAUACUCAGCAUGCAUUCAGACCUUUUAGCCUCUGUGGAGCGCAAACAAAGCUGCACACUGGCCCCUGUGGACCAGGACGGUCGGUCGCCUUCAAUGGUAUCAGGAACAAAUCGAGAGAUGCACAGUGCCAACUGGCAGACAACUUGUCUGCUGAUUCCCUUAAAUGCUUCACCUCUCAGCCAAGUGCCAUCCCAGCUGGACAUGCUUGAGCAGCUGCUGAGGUCAGACUGCCAUCUUGUGGCGGGGAGGAUGAGCAUUCUGGAUCACGAGCAGAGGAAACAUAUUGCUGAUACACUAAAAAUGUCAUUGAGAGGACAUGAAAGGAUGGCUCACCUUCACACGACAGCACCCUGUCUCAUCAUGGCUCUACAAGGGAAAACGAUUGUGACAUGCUUUAACUUGAUCCUUCAAAGCAUUUACAAGAAGAGGUCAGAUCUCGAAAAAGUGGGGGAAACUAUUAUCUAUCCAGAGAAUCAGGAAGAGGCCAAGCAGCUGAUACGCUACCUAUUUGAUGCCUUGUCUCCUGGGAGCUGUCAAACUGUCACCGUGCCAUAAAGUUUAAAUGGGUGCACUAGUACAAGCGUACCAACGGUAAACCUACAUCUGUUAGCAUUGUCAUAUAACUGUUCUGGGAGAAAAAAAUGUAAUUUGUAAUAUCAAUUGUUCAGGAAAGAAAGUUGUUUUGAAAGUUGUUUUGUAUGAUAAACUUAUUUUUCCAAGUCAAUGUAGUGUCACCUUGUAUCACCUUCCCCCUCCUCUGGUGUCCACUUUAAAGGCACAAGCAGUUAUUUUAUGAAUUUGAUUCUGUAAGUUGUGUUUCAGACCAAAAGUAUUCACACAUUUCAGAUGAAAAAUUAUUUUAAUUAUCAAGAUGAUAAAAAUAAUUUUGUGAACUCUGUAAACCAUUGCAUAACUGUAGUGUAACAUUUUAACAAGUGUUAACAAACUAGUAAUACACUACAUUAAAUAUGCUGUACACAAUCCUCAAUGUAGAAAACAAAAAUCUAGUAUUCUAAGACUUAUGCACCUAUGUUUGUGUUCACAACACAAAAAAUAUCAAUAUACCAACAAAAUAGUUUCUACGAUUAUCAGUUAAGAAUUUCCUACAUAUCCAUAGAGCUUGUCACAAAAUGAGGGACAUAUAGUUUAAUCUAUAAAUAAUGUCUAAACCCACUAACAUAAAAAAAUGAAUGCAUGAAAUUCAGUUUCCUCAGAUUUAACACAUUCUCUAUUAAAUCACUGUUUUACUUUGAAAAAAAUAUAUUUCUUUCCUUAUAUUUCCUCAUUAUGCUGACAAAUAGAAACUUGAAAACUUGCAUUUGUUUAAGUUCUAAUACAUUUUAUUGAAUAGCAGUUCACAGCUAGAUGCUACAUCAAUAUGAAUUAAUUGCGCUCCAUAAUAUCCAGUGACCUAUUCAUUGAAUAUCUAAUUUAGAACAUUACAUUCAAUAUUUCAGGGCUUCAAUGUUCAAAUAACAUUUCUACUGAAAUGUUCCAAAGUAUAUGGAACAAAUGGUUCCACAUUCAGAUUAUUUACUUUUGACAACAGCGUCUGUACUAGUAUUUACUUAAAUUUAACAGCUCCAUACAUAAUACUCCUAUACAUGUACAAGAUUGCAUAAAUCUUUAGGCUCCAUUUUCAAAAUAUUUAAAACAAAAAGACAACACAACAACUAACCAUAAUGCAAAAUAGAAACUAUUUCAAUGCAGAGCAUAAUGAUACAUCUAUUACAGUUCAUUUACAAGAUUUCUUUCUAUUUGGUGCUUUUCCUAACAAACCAUUUUUGAGAAGAGUUUUUGGUGCCAAAUGAUUAAUUGAGAUCAAAAUUGUGUAUUCAAUAGGUAAGUAUUGCUGUGUUUUUUUUUUUUUUUUUUUUUAAUGGUAUGGCAAAUACAGACUGAUAUGGACAUUGAUCACUUAUAACCUUUGAUUCCUCCCGGGGAAGUGGUCAAACAUAUGUCAUUAGGUCAGCCUUUUUUACUUUUAGUUUGAGUAGCCUGAAUCCAGAGGAUCCUUUACCAAUCACAUUGUGGUCCACAAAAAUGCGUAAGGCACUGGAAUUUCGAUUCCAAACAAGAAUGUUAGAUUUUGUCAUCUGACUGAGAAAACACUGCCUUUGAGACAUAUUCUCUUAAUGAUAAUGAUACCAAUCAACAUGUAGUUAUUAAAGGCACAGAUGUACUUGAAAUUGGUCCAUUAGAGAUUAUUUUAACAUAUCUAAAGAAAUGUAACCUGUGCUUAUCAAGUAAAUGCUUCGUUACUUUUUAGAAAACUUGAAUUUGGGCGAGUAGACCACUAGAGACACUGACAACAAAUUACCAUGACCACAACAACAGCAACUCAGUUUUAAUUAUGUCUGUAUCUGCCAUCGAUGUUUGUCACAAUCAUCAUCUGUCCUGUCAUUUUCCAAAACCAAAAACUAAUUUGGACCACGGCUUCAUGAAAUAGAAAGCAAAGAGUCAUUAGAAAGAAAGCACCUUACAGUCAUGGUAGGUCUAUCAUAACAGCAUAUAAUGCAUAACCACCUAUUUCCAAAGUGAUAGAGAUUAUGUAGUUAAGUAAAAUCAACAGACAAAAGUUUAUAUGGCCACUUUAGAUGCACAAAUGUCAUUCACCUUUGACAUUCCUUUACUGGAGACAACACUUAAACUGAAUCCUCACUUAAGGUCGGCAUGUGCUAGCCAGUAUUGCACAAACCUGCCAUAAAUGUCAAUGUAUACUUAGCACAAAAUCAAAUAUACAAAUACACAUUUUUUAAGGAUCUGAACCAUGCAUUUUUGAUCAAUUCUGUAACAACUCACUAUAGCUAACUUUAGAUAGAAAAAGAUGCCAUUAAUUACCGUUAAUGAACAUUAUCUAUUUAAGGUACUAGGUGAUUACUUAAAAAAAAAUUUUUUUUUUAGAUUUCUUACUGAAAUUAAACAAAUGAUGAAAUGUAGUACAAAAAGAAAGAAAUAACAAUACUUCAGGUCUUUGGUAAAACUGCAAAAAAUGGGGUCAAGUCUAUUAAUGAUGUAUGCAAAAGCCAUCGGCAUAGUCCUGUUUACUCACUACAAGGAUGUAUGUCCAACUAAAUGAAAUAUCAAAGCAAAAUCCAUCCAAAAACAGAAAUCCGGCCAGUCACAAUGCUGUCUCAGUUCUAUCUGGACGGCCUUGGUGCUCUGACCUGCCAGACCCAGCCCUGUACUCAACUCCAGGCUGAUAUGUCUCCUAAUGAUAACACCUUACAAAUGUUGAAGGGUACAUUUCCCUUUAGAAUAAAUAUUUGGACAGCUACUGGAACACAACUUUGGUUGAUUUUUGGAUUUCCACACUAGACAUCAUUAACUUAGUUAGCCUCCCAGGCAAACCAAAAUAGACCAAAGAACCUUGUGAAGAUAGCUUCACCGAGCACUGCUAUCCAGUGUAUGAGGGGAAACAAAUCCGACAAAUAUACAUUUACCUUCCAUCAAUUCAAAAAUGGGACAAUCUACAGCAGAACAUGUCUGUGACAUCAUUCAUCCUCUACAAAAGAACUGACACUUUGACUCAAAUGGAUUUACAAAUCAAUAAUUCAAUUAAAAUAAGAUUUAGUGACGUUAAAUGCAGAAGACUUUUCAGGAGAUUGUUUCAUAGUUUUUUUGAAAUCUGAGCAUUGGAUGCACGACGACAUUCAAACAUCUAAAUGUAUUACAAUAAACUAAAUUUAUACCUUUUCCAGUAGUAGCGAAGCCUGCAGAAGUUAUUAAGCCUUUACUACACUAAAAAUAAGUCAAUACAAAUAUUCCCGGCAGUGUGUCCCAGUGCAAACUUUUUUUUUUUUUCUUUUUCUUUUAGCUGGUUAAUAUAUUGCAUAACAUGCAAUACCAGCAGUGUUUAGCCUGUUAUGCUGUAAUAUGAUGAAAUCAUGAAAACGCUUAAAUACCAAAAUCUUUUUAUAAGUUCCCUCUGAGUUUCUUAACUGUCAUUUAUGUGAAUGUAAACAAUGCAUUUUCUCCAUAUUUAGAAGUAGCACAAAGUGUACCAGGAGAUACAUGAUUUUCUUUUGAAUUUAACGCACAAAUCAUUUUUUCUUUUAUAAACACAGUAGAAGGUCAUUUCAAUUAGCGGAACCUAAGCACUUCCUAAGCAAGUCCUCUCCAACUUACAAGUUAACUACGGAAUUCUUCAUUCACUGCAGAAGUAAUACAAUACAACAAAUUAAAGAGUAAACUGUUUAAAAAGUUUUUUUUUUUUCCAUGUGUUGCUAUAUAAAUUCGUGUAAUCUAUGUUUGCAUACUCCCAAAUGUUGAAUUGAAAAACCUAAUUUCAAACACUGAAGCUGCACCAAAAGAGCACCACGACCAAGGAAUAAGUGGGUGGGUGGGUGGGUGGAGGGAAGGUUCAUCUCUAAGGUCAGGACACAGGCACUGACAAUGUUUGUUUUCAAUUAUAUUUUGCAGAAAUACAUAUUGGGAUUGGGCCAAACACACUGACAUAUAUAUUUAUAUAUACACAUAUAGUCAUACAGGUCAAUGCUGCUGCAAAAUUAAACAAAACAUGUUAUGCCGAAACCUGUGCGCAAGCUUCAACUACUUGUUUUUUGCUCUGACAAUUCUACACUUAUCCUUUUUAACUAAAGCAAGGCACUUUAAAGUUAGAGGCCGAUAUGUUCUAGACAAGGUCAAGAGGCUAGAU
Molecule: messenger RNA, 8654 nt
Organism: Etheostoma cragini (Arkansas darter)
Lineage: Eukaryota; Metazoa; Chordata; Actinopteri; Perciformes; Percidae
Exons: 29
Coding region: 203-4552 (1449 amino acids)
Molecular function (GO): dynein complex binding
Source: RefSeq, a predicted model, not a curated record